Molecule: messenger RNA, 1929 nt
Organism: Brienomyrus brachyistius
Lineage: Eukaryota; Metazoa; Chordata; Actinopteri; Osteoglossiformes; Mormyridae
Gene: naif1
Product: nuclear apoptosis inducing factor 1
Exons: 3
Coding region: 128-1096 (322 amino acids)
Cellular component (GO): nucleus
Source: RefSeq, a predicted model, not a curated record
UGUUCGGAGGAGGAAGAAGUCGAUUCUGGAAGCCAUUCCGUUGCGCAGUCCUAUUAAGAAAAACCUACUAUUUUUACGUAUACUACGCACAUUUUGGGUUUUUUUAAAACGGGCGAUUUCUAAUAAAAUGGCAUCGCAGGCGAAGAAGAGAAAAAUGAAUUUCUCAGAGAGGGAAGUGGAAAUUAUAGUGGAGGAAAUGGAGAAACAAAAGCACAUACUGGUUAACCACUUCAAUGCUGGAGUCACACAUAUAACGAAAAACAACGCGUGGGUAGAGAUCCUAAAGCGGGUCAACGCCGUGACAACUUGUCAGCGGGAGCUGGCCGAGGUGAAGAAAAAGUGGUCCGACUUGAAGACCGAGGUCCGCCGCAAAGUGGCCCAGGCGCGGGCGGCGAUGGAGGGGACGGGCGACUGCACCUCGGUCCCCGUCAUCCUCACUUCCAUGCAGCAGAGGAUCUGCAACCUGCUUGGGGAGGCGACCAUCAUCAGCCUGCCUGCGGGAGACGGCGGCACGGAGAUCGCCGUGCCUGUGCCCAUGAGCUCGGCUACGACAGUAACGUUAACGCAGAAUAUUCCCACGGCAUCUGCUGCGGCAUGCGAAGUUCAAAAAACUCUAGAAGCAGAGACGACGUUCCACACGCUGGAAGAAGGCGUGGUGGAAUACUGCACGACAGAGACUCCCGUCACGGUGACCACGGAGGCGCCGGUGGAGAUGCUGUCCGCCCAGGCCGAGUGCUCCAUCAAGCCCCAGGAGCUGAAGAGCCGCAUAGCCCUGAACUCGGCCAAGCUGCUGCAGGAGCAGAAGGUGACCAACUUGCACGUGCGCGAGAUCGCCCAGCACCUGGAGAGCCAGAACGACCUGCUGCAGAUGAUCCGGCGCUCACAGGAAGCGCAGGCCUGCGCGCAGGAGAGACAGGCGCAGGCCCUGGAGGGGACGCAGGCCGCCCUCAUUGCACUCAUCCAGAUGUUCCGGCCGGCCCUGAAGGAUUUCCGGAAGUUUCUGCAGAGCAGUAUGAACAAUUCUGCUCCUGGGGCGCAGUCUGACGGAGCCGAGACCAAAUCCAACCCAGCUCAGCAAGCAGAGGAUGUGCCGUAGGCUGUGUGUGUGUGUGUGUGUGUGUGUGUGUGUGUGUGUGUGCAAGCGUGCGUGCGUGCGUGUGUGUUUAGGCUGUUGUAGCCAACAAGCAGGAAUUUAGAGAAGCAAAUACUAAAUAUUUUGAAAGCUUCUCAAUUCCUCACUUUAAAUGUUACGGAAAGGAAAACUAUCAAAGGACCUAUAAAUGUAAAUUUUAUUUUUUAUGAAGCACUGUAUCAUUUCUUAUGUUCGAUUUUAUGCUUCAAAGCUGAGUUUUGUGUCUUGCUCUAAGAGUAGUGCUUGGCAUAUUUGGGAAAUCUUACUUCUGUUCCAACAGCAACAGAAGAUUUAAAAUGAUGUUUUUGAAAUUAAAUGCUCUUUUAUAUAUUAUGUAUGGAAAAAGUUACAUUCUGACAAAUGAAUGUCAGUGUGCAGCUUUCUGUGGUCAUAAGAAAAUCUCCUUCGAGGAAAUAUUACAGAUUUUGAAGUUAAAAUGUAACAACUUGGUAAGAGGCACAUGCAAUACUAGGCUAACCGCAUAUCUCUUGUCCAUCCUGCCCAGCAGAGCGUUUUGUCACUUUCAGAAUGGAAGGAAGUGACCUCAUCAAGCAUGUGUUGAUCGUUUCAUCAAGGUGUUUGGGGGGGGGGGAAGGAAUCUGUUGACAUUUUCUGUUUUUGGUUUAUUAGGGAAUGUUGGAAAAUACCCGGCUCAUCGUAAACAUGGAAAAUGUGUGUGUGUUACAUCAAAGCAUGAUGAUAAAUUCAGCAGCGUUGUACCUUUUGUACUGAAGCAGAUGUUUAUAUUGUUUCAUAUUUUCAUCUGAAAUAAAAUAUUUAGUUUGAAUUGCCACUGA